AUGGCUCUGGUAGAAGACACCGGCGCAGGCGCCGCUGCCGACGAUCCUGAGGCACUACUCAACGAGUGGCUUGGCGAACUCACUGUUCUUACAGCGGGUCUAAAUGCGUCAAGUGAAGUAGCCACUGCAUUGCGACCGUUGGAAAUCGUGGCGCCUCGUAUAGACACAUACAGGUUUUCGAUGGCGAACCUGGAGGAGACUCAAGAUGCGGACUUGGAUGCCAUUCUUGGAGAGCUUUGUGCACUCGAUUCAGAAUAUGACGAAGAAAUUUCGAGAGUAUCUUCAGAUUAUUCUACUCAAUCCAAAGAAAGAGGUGAAGGGGAAACUUCACAAAGACAAGAAAAUAAAGAAUGUAAUGAUGGAGCUUCUACAAUCACUCGCACUGACUCCCCGGAUAAUGAUUCUGCUUUUAGUGACACGGUAUCCAUGUUAUCUAGUGAAUCAUCAGCUUCCAGUAGUGCAAGCUCUAAAUGUAAAGCCAUCAAACUUAGCUUACUUCCUAACCAAAAGGAUGCAGUUUUUCAACAGAAAGCGGACAAAAUCAAGUUAGCUCUUGAGCGCAUGAGAGAAGCUAAUGUGAAGAAAUUAUUUAUUAAAGCAUUUUCUAUGGAUGGUUCUUCAAAAAGUCUACUAGUUGAUGAAAAAAUGACUUGUGGUUAUGUAGCAAGACUAUUGGCAGAUAAAAAUCAUGUUACAAUGGAACCAAAGUGGGCCAUCGUGGAACACCUGCCUGACCUUCACAUGGAACGAGUAUAUGAAGAUCAUGAGAUGCUUGUUGACAACCUGAUGCUUUGGACGCGAGAGUCAAAGAAUAAGAUUCUAUUUGCAGAGAGACCUGAUAAGAUGUCACUGUUCCAAACUCCUGAGAAGUUCCUUCUCACUGAAGAUGAUAGAGGUUGGUCGAGUGAACAAGACGAACAUUCACGUCAAGUGAUAAUUGAAGAGUUCUUCGGGCAAAGCGGGACUUCGAAUGUGCCCUCUAUUUCUGGACACCCCGUCCCUCCUAUGGAAGGUCCUCUAUACUUGAAAAGUGACGCCAAAAAAGGAUGGAAGAAGUACUAUUUCGUCUUAAGACCUUCCGGACUGUACUAUUUACCGAAAGAUAAAGUGAAGACAUUGAAGGAGUUGGUGUGUCUCGCGACGUUCGAUACGAAUGAAGUGUAUUUAGGAGUUAAUUGGAGGAAAAAAUACAAAUCGCCUACAGAUUAUUGCUUCGCAAUAAAACACCCGAGGCUUCAACAGCCGAAGAGCGUCAAGUUUAUAAAGUUCCUUUGCGCCGAUGAUCAAAGGACACUCGAGAGAUGGGUCACUGCUAUGCGAAUAGCUAAGCAUGGCAGGCAACUGUUAGAGAACUACCGCUCGCUAGUAGAAGAACUGACCCAAGAAGAUUUAGAUCACUUGGCCCACGCGCGCUCUUGCUCCAUAACAUCGAUCCCAACGAAGACUAAUGGCGUGGCGCCAGUGGGGGUCAACAACCCCGCGCCAGUCUCCAGUAAUGCUAGUGUCGCCAACUCUGAUAUCAGCAGUGGCAGACACUCCCGCGCCUCUUCGUCCAGUUCCAGUGGAUGUCUGUCAGAUGGCGGCACUGCAUCGGAGAGUGCCUUCGAUUGCGAAUUUCCUAUGGGAACAAUAAAACGCAAGCCAUCAAUGAAACCAAACAUCCCGUUGACAUGGAUGACCCGACAGUUGAAGGAAAUGGUAGAAAACGAAGGUGACGUAGACAAUGGCGAUUCCGGCACACUCACCAGGCGGAGCAGGCCACGAGAUGACUCUACACUCAAACGACAUCACUCUACCGCUACAGAAUCUUCGGAAACUGCUAUAUAUAGUACUGGAAGUAUCACCUCGAGCACUAGCCCCGUGCGACAUGAAGAACCCUCAUCCUCGUACGGCCACUACGAGACCAUCGCAAGGGACCCCUAUCGCAGCAGUGUGGACACAGCCUCCUCACUCUACGGAUACACUAUCUAUGAUAAAACACAACAGCAGUGUAUAGCCACAGUUGAAGACUUACCUCUACCUCCUCCUCCCACCGAUGAUGUCACUGAUGGAAUGUUCAGCUCGACCCUAAGCCUGGACUCGUUGCCCCCACCCCCGCCUCCCCUCGAACCUAUCGAGGAUAUUUCAGGGUCACAGCUCAGCCUCCCCCCACCACCCCCUGAACAUACUAUGGAAGCUCACACCGGCCGCGUUCAGGAUAUUGUAAGCCAGCUCACUGCACAGCAGAUAGAACAAACUGGCCGUGCGGGGCAAAGAAACAGUAACCGCAUCUCAGAUCCGAGCCGGUCGUUCCCGAGACAACCUUCCCUUGACAGUGUCAGCUCUGAAGCGUCUAAAACCUCCUCUCUACAUUCGGAUAAGAGCAUAUACGGGCAACAGAAUGUCGCAUACGGCGCUUGUCUAGUCGAAUUACAAACAAAGAAACUCAGCAAUGGCAGCCCCUCGCUACAGAAAAAAACAAUAGAGACAGACGGACGGACCAAGGAACGAUCUAGCUCCAUGAAGAAGGUAAACUUUGCAGACGAUCUCCCAACGACCGCGGAAAAGAAAAACAAAAAGAUCUCCUUCAAUCUAACAGACGCGCCCCCGUCGCCACGCAAGCCGCCGCCGCCGAAACGCAACGAAAGCACGCGACUGUCCUCACCGAAAAAGCUUGCCGAUUCCAACAGCAAUCCUCCCAAAGAGUUCCUCAAAGAUUUGCAGAGGGUGAUGAGGAAGAAGUGGCAAGUGGCACAGAAGUGCAAGCUGGAGCCUGCGACGACGCCGCACGAGGUGCUCGGCUUCCGGGAGUACCCGCUGUCGGACGAUUACAAGGAGACCAGCGUUUCGAUGUGGGUGCAGGAGCACUAUGGAGCGGGCGCGGGGGCGGAGGACCCCUUCUACGAGAAUGUGUUCGGACGGGAGGCACCGCCGCGACGUGAGGAGCCCAAGCCGAUAAAGAAACGCCCGCCGCCCGCGCCGCCACGCCGCAGCGACUCCACGCACCUAACCGCGCAGCCCACCGCU
Brenthis ino (lesser marbled fritillary) is the source of this 3006-nucleotide messenger RNA. The record is from the annotation of a GenBank genome assembly. Lineage: Eukaryota; Metazoa; Arthropoda; Insecta; Lepidoptera; Nymphalidae.